Pollicipes pollicipes is the source of this 1140-nucleotide messenger RNA. RefSeq names its product blastula protease 10-like. Bases 1 to 1140 code for a protein of 379 amino acids. The record is from RefSeq and is a predicted model, not a curated record. Gene Ontology annotation, molecular function: zinc ion binding; metalloendopeptidase activity. The transcript has 3 exons. Gene Ontology annotation, biological process: proteolysis. Lineage: Eukaryota; Metazoa; Arthropoda; Thecostraca; Pollicipedomorpha; Pollicipedidae.
AUGUCGACGGGUCACCAGCUGCUGAAUACAGUACCUGUUCGAGAAUCACCUGUUCACCUGUUCGAGAACCGCAACCCGAACGUGACUGAUUUCGGUCUGGAGCUGUUCGAGGUGGACAUGGUGCUGACGGAGGAGCAGAAGCUGGACCGGAAGGCGGGGCCCAACCUCUGGCCCGGCGGCCAGGUCAGGUACGCCAUCACGUCAACGUCCGAGCCGGACCGGGCCGCCAUGGUGGCGGCGCUCAACCACUGUCGCCAGCACACCUGCGUCACCUUCACCGAGGUGUUGGCCAGCUUCGAUGUCAGCAUCGGCAACGGUUGCACCGGCCUGGGCACGAUCGCGCACGAGGUCGGCCACGCGCCCGGUUUCAACCACGAGCAGUCGCGACCGGACCGAGACAGCUACGUCGCCAUUCCGACCGGGAACAUCCAGGCCGGCAAGGGCGGAAACUUUGACAUCGCCUCCAACGCCAACAACUACUCCGUGUCUUACGACUACACCUCCGUCAUUCACUACGGCAAAACGUACUUCAGCGAGAACGGCCAGCCGACCAUCCAGGUGAACCAGCUGCAGUACUCAGGCCUGCUCGGCAGCGGGACCGGCCUCUCGCACCGUGAUGAGCAGCUGGCUAACGCCAUGCACAGCUGCGCUGCCAGCUGCUCCAGCCCGCCCGCGUGCCAGAACGGCGGCUACGUCAGCAAGGCAUGCAGCUGCGUCUGCCCGCCAGGCACCAGCGGCUCCCGCUGUCAGACGGUGACGGCGCCGUACUACGGCAGCGUCUGCGGCAACCAGGCCAUCACCUCGGCUGGCACCGUCAACUCCAUCAACUGGCCCAACAUCUGCCCGCGCAACCAGAACUGCUUCUGGAUAGUGACGGCGCCGGCUGGCCGGCGCGUCAGAAUCACCUUUAACACUGCCAAGGUGCUGCACCGCUACAGCGACGGCAGCUGCUGCUGGGACUGGAUCAACCUGUACACAAACAGCGACAACUCGGCCGACGUCAACGCUGGCGGCAGUGAGCUGCAGGACAAGACGUACACCUCGACCGGCAACCGGCUGGCGCUGGAGAUGCACACGUACGCCGGCGGCAGCUAUCCCUCCCUGCAGACCGGCUUCACCGCCUCCGUCAGCUUCGUCUGA